UCCUAUACGAACUGUUGCUGAGGUUUUGUCUGCUGCUGUGUGUUCAAUGCCAUUCCUUCCUAUCAAGAAAAGAGGUUGUAUUUAUUUUAAGGACAACAUUAAAGUGGUUGAGCUGUGUAAAUAUUAGCAUGAUUACAAGGUUUCAUAGCUUUCAGUUUAUUCCAACAACAUUUAUUUGAGAACAGAAAGGUGUGUGGUGUAUUCAAGGCUCAAGCUGAAUCAUUUAAGAGUCUCCACAUUCAGCAUUGGCCAUUGGUAAUUCCUACAGAAUGCCAAAAAGAAAACAGGAGUCUUCAAGUUCAGAUCUGGCAUGCUGUGAAAGUCAAAAUAAAAAUAUCAGGAUUGACCAACAAAGUGUGUUUUGUCGAGGAAAUCAUGAAGCUGAGAUGUGCUAUGGAGGAGAAGCUGAUCUACACAAACAUGUUACUGGCUGUAAGAAGAAUCCAGGUCACAAAGGUUUUAUACCUCUUAAAGAUUUCAACGCAAAUUGUCUCCCCUCGCGUUACCAUGACGACGACCUCUUGUCUGAGACAAUCAAAACAUUGGCAGCCCUAACUGUCCAGGUAAAGACUAAAUUCACCAGUCUAAAGAGACCAGAGUUUUACCCAGGUACUCAAGUUCCAUAUCCAUUUUAUAAUGACAGAGGAAGUCACGUGAUGAGGUUAGGGACGGGGAGAGUGUGGUGUGUGGACAAGUACACAAAGAGAGACAAAACUUGUUGUUGUGCCAAGUGUCAAGUCUCUGCCACACCCAGCAAAGUGUGGGGAGAGGUUCUUGUGAUAACAGCCACACACGUGGUGUUUGAUGACAGUGAGGCGAGACAGACCAGGUGUGUUUUAGGUUUUGAUGACAAUAAAAGUCCAGUGGUCAGUCUUGAUGGCUGGGAGGUGAGGGGUGGGGCGGACAUUGAGAAAGACUGGUGUCUGUUGAGAUAUGUGACAUGUGACUUAGAGUUGGUUGAGAAACUGGACAAGAUGUGUGAGCGUUUUUAUUAUCUACGUGGGGAAGCAAGGGACAAAUACAGGAGCUUUGUUGAUGUGGACAAGUUGACCGUUAUAGUGUCACAUCCUCAUGGCUGUCCUAAACAGGUCUCUGUAGGACGAUGGACACGCAAAUGUCAGAGGUAUGGCAACACCAGGUACUGGUACACAACAUGUACAUGUCCUGGCUCCAGUGGAGCGGCUGUCUACAGGCUGGAAUAUGACAGGUGGAAGUAUUACCAUCCCCACAGUGGAUCAAACUCUGAAGGAAAUUAUAGUGGGGGGUGGUGAGACUGAUGUAACUGUUAGUUCUCUCCCCUUGUCUACACAAUGUAAACAAACAAAAUGGCGGAACCUAUCCCGUCUUUAAAUUGUUUAUGUUAAGACUAGCAUGUCAUGUAAACAUGUUAUUACAUUUAAAUGAUUAAAACAAAUGUUUUGAAUGGUGUGAACCGUUUAACCUAAUUAAUUUGAAUGUACAUUGAUGGAUUGUAGAGUUUUUUUUUUGUUUCAAAUGUUUUAACUAAUUUGCUAAUAACUUUUGUCGUCAUAUACCUAUAGGCUGUCUAUUACCUGUGAAUUAAAUAUAACCGACGUGCUAAAUCGCAUAUUCAAACUGUUUGUUUUUGUUUACAAAAUGUUCACACUAAACGACAUUA
Molecule: messenger RNA, 1639 nt
Organism: Physella acuta
Lineage: Eukaryota; Metazoa; Mollusca; Gastropoda; Physidae
Source: RefSeq, a predicted model, not a curated record